AUGGAGAACUGGGCAGUCAGAGAGGAAAGGAGCAGGAUGGAAGUGCUAGAAGCCGCGGACGAGAAGAAGACCAUCUGCAAGUACCUGUCUUGUGGACUGAUCAUCCUCGUUGUGGUUGGCGCUUCUUGUUACUACCUGUGGAUGCGAGUUGCGAUGCACUGCGGGGAAGCAUGCAACAACCUGUCGGGGCCAUGGGGAGUUCUCAAUCAACCGAAGGAGAAGAAGUCGCAGGAUGUCGACCUGGCGAACAGGAGGGUUCUGAUCAAACAUCUCAUGGAGGGACCUGCUCUCAUGGAAGCUCAGUCGUUGACUUGGAAGGAGAUCGAUGGCUGGGCCAAGAAGCAUCCAACUAAACCAGUCCACAUUGGCAUGGUGCUGGUGCUAGAGAACGAGUCAGAAAAGUACAAGAAGUUGAUCUCUAACAUGGUUUAUCACAAGCUUGUCGACCUCAAGAUUUGCGAUGAGAACCAUGUUUGCUCCGAGAACUCAAUCGCUGGAAACAUCAGAGCAAGAGCGUGUCCAAGGGACAUCCCCUGUUCUCCCAGCAUCGUUACAGAGAUCGAUCGGCAAGCACGUCAGCUUGCGAGCGUUGCUGUCGAUGGCGCUUUCAAGGGGUUGCGGGAUGUGAUCGAGCAGAAGAAGGGAAUGGCGGCGAGCAGCGUUGCAGCGAACAUGAACAAAGUGCAGAGCAGUCUCAUCAAGAGUUCGACGUAUGAGAACGCCGCGUCAACAGGGAUGGGAUACCAGCCUGCUGGCUACAUCCCCACCUACAACCCUCCGUCGCAGAUCUAA
Molecule: messenger RNA, 792 nt
Organism: Guillardia theta CCMP2712
Lineage: Eukaryota; Cryptophyceae; Pyrenomonadales; Geminigeraceae
Exons: 14
Coding region: 1-792 (263 amino acids)
Source: RefSeq, a predicted model, not a curated record